Pleurotus ostreatus (oyster mushroom) is the source of this 1017-nucleotide messenger RNA. RefSeq lists its product as uncharacterized. The transcript is spliced from 6 exons. The coding region runs from base 1 to 1017 and encodes 338 amino acids. The record is from RefSeq and is a predicted model, not a curated record. Lineage: Eukaryota; Fungi; Basidiomycota; Agaricomycetes; Agaricales; Pleurotaceae.
AUGAUGAACGAGCUGCCCAUCGACAUGAACAAUCCCCACGUCCGGGAAUACCUCCUCCUCAUCCGAUUACAAGUCCUCACCCCGCUCUCUCUCCUCAUCAACAUAGGCUCCGUCCUAACGUGCUCGCUGGUCGCCGACCCGUCUAUCCGCGGAAUAUUCAGACUAUACCCCGCCCCCAUAUCCCCAAAAGCAGUCGUUAUCGGCGCGUAUGUCCUCCUCAUCUACGCAGCGCAGAUAGGGUACUGCGUCCUCCUCACCGCCGCGCGCAAGCCCGAGACGAAACAAGCAAUGAUCAAAGGCGUCGGCUUCACCCUCAUCCUCUCCAACGUCCUCAUGGCCGUCUGGGCAAUCACCUGGAUCCUCCAGCUCUUCCUCGCCUCCACCAUCCUCCUCGCCCUCAUCGCCCUCCUCCUCCUCUACUCCAACCUCACCCUCCUCGUCUACCAUCCCCCAACAAGCGCCAGACCACUGGACGUCGCGCUCAUCCACGCCCCGAUGCGCUUCUUCCUCAUCCUCCCGCUGGGGAUCAUGUUCGAGUACUCGCUGUUCGUAUACCUCGGCUAUACAUACACCCCCACCGCGCCCGGCAUCCCCGCCGACUAUGCGCAGUACCAGCUCCCCGGCUUCCUCGCCGUCGCCCUCACGAACCUCUUCAGCUCCGUGGUAAUCGCCACCCGCAGAGAUAUAGUGUGGUGCAUCGCCGCGGUGUGGAUAUGCGUCAGUCUGUGGAGCGAGCGGCCGAAGGGGGCUGCUGUUUAUAUAACGGCGCUAGUCUUCACGGCGAUCCACCCGCUCGCGCUCAUCGCCGGGUUCAUAUACAAGCGCUUCGUCAAGACGGGGCGCGUCGCGCUCGUGCCGGAGGACGACGCGCUCUACCGCGCUGCACGGGUACCGGAUUCCACUUCCCAGCCCAAUGCACAUAUUGACCGUUCUACUGCUGCCACUAACGGACAGGUUAAUGGAGCGAAUGCGCAGCAGGGCCCGAGGGAGGUGGAUCCGGAGGAGCUUUGGGGGUGA